CGCAGCGAAUAAAAUAGAGAGAGAGGGAUUUUGAAACCUCGUCGAUCUGCCGCAUAGUCCGCCAAGCGAUCCACCGAAGUUAGCAGAGAAAUGGAGGGAGUCGGGGCGCGACUCGGAAGGUCGUCGACUCGGUAUGGUGGACCAACUACCGUGUUCAGUGGUCCAGUAAGGAAAUGGAAGAAGAAGUGGAUCCACGUGUCACCGUCCAACACUGCGAAUCAUCAUUCUUCUCAGUCUAACGGUGCUAACGGCUCUCAUCUCCUCCUCUACAAGUGGACUCCCCUCUCUCAGAGCAACAACAACAAUGGCGACAAGACUACCGCCAAAGAUGACAACGCUGCUGCUGUUGCACUGGAAGAGCCACCUCGAAAGAAAUUUCGAUACGUCCCGAUUGCUGUACUAGAGGAACAGAAUAGAGAAGCAGCAGAAAAGGUUGAUGAGGAGGGUGAACCAAUUGAAACUGAUCCAUCUGCUGGGGCAGAGUCCAAGAGUGAUGUUUCCAAUGAAAAACCUGAUAUCAAUGAUGUGCCAAUGGAAGAAGCUCAGGCAUCAGAAAAGGAUCAAUCAGUUCCUCGAGAAUUGAGUGAAACUAAUUUGGAUUUGAGUUUGGGUUUGAAAGGCCAUGAUAAUGAUCAUGAUGCUGAUCCGAAAAGAGAAAAGAGCAAAGACGGCCAACCAGAGUGAGUGAACUGAGCUGCUGUAGGGACAUGAGAUGAUUAAUCCCAA
This is a messenger RNA of Telopea speciosissima, 726 nucleotides long. RefSeq lists its product as uncharacterized. The record is from RefSeq and is a predicted model, not a curated record. NCBI's taxonomy places the organism in Eukaryota, Viridiplantae, Streptophyta, Magnoliopsida, Proteales, Proteaceae. The transcript has 3 exons. Bases 91 to 684 code for a protein of 197 amino acids.